AUGGAUGACGUCAGCAGGAAUUCUGCGCCAAACAUCCAACAAAACCUGUUCAAGCUGCUGUCGAUUUGCUGGGGGAAGUACAUGUUGUCUCAGCUGUCGAUCAAGUUGAUCCCAGAGAUGCUGUAUGGGAUUCAUUGUCUGGAGAACAUGAUGGCCAAGGCAAUACCACUCUUUCCCAAUCACGCUGCUGCCACCGACGUACAGUUCGUGCCCACUGUAAUCUGCGUUGACGGUGUAGAUGGGUCAAGGCCAUUCCACGGAAGGGGCGGAAAGCUCUUGAUACCAGCCCUGCAGAGUCGUCGUAAGACUCUUCAUCUGAUGGGGUGUCCCAGUGCCGUCGCCGCCGUUGACAUCGCCGUCACGAAUCGGUUCCGCAGGUCGAUUGUCCGGAUCCCCAGCACCUGGUUAUAUGUGAACUCCCCUCACUACGACCCCAGCACCUGGUUAUAUGUGAACUCCCCUCACUACGACCCCAGCACAUGGUUAUAUGUGAACUCCCCUCACUACAGCCCCAGCACCUGGUUAUAUGUGAACUCCCCUCACUACAGCCCCAGCACCUGGUUAUAUGUGAACUCCCCUCACUACAGCCCCAGCACCUGCCCCAGCACCUGGUCAUCUGUGAACUCCCCUCACUACAGCCCCAGCACCUGGUCAUCUGUGAACUCCCCUCACUACAGCCCCAGCACCUGGUCAUAUGUGAACUCCCCUCACUACAGCCCCAGCACCUGGUCAUAUGUGAACUCCCCUCACUACAGCCCCAGCACCUGGUCAUCUGUGAACUCCCCUCACUACAGCCCCAGCACCUGGUCAUCUGUGAACUCCCCUCACUACAGCCCCAGCACCUGGUCAUAUGUGAACUCCCCUCACUACAGCCCCAGCACCUGGUCAUCUGUGAACUCCCCUCACUACAGCCCCAGCACCUGGUCAUCUGUGAACUCCCCUCACUACAGCCCCAGCACCUGGUCAUCUGUGAACUCCCCUCACUACAGCCCCAGCACCUGGUCAUCUGUGAACUCCCCUCACUACAGCCCCAGCACCUGGUCAUCUGUGAACUCCCCUCACUACAGCCCCAGCACCUGGUCAUCUGUGAACUCCCCUCACUACAGCCCCGGCACCUGGUCAUAUGUGAACUCCCCUCACUACAGCCCCGGCACCUGGUUAUAUGUGAACUCCCCUCACUACAGCCCCAGCACCUGGUUAUAUGUGAACUCCCCUCACUACAGCCCCAGCACCUGGUUAUCUGUGAACUCCCCUCACUACAGCCCCAGCACAUGGUUAUCUGUGAACUCCCCUCACUACAGCCCCAGCACCUGGUUAUCUGUGAACUCCCCUCACUACAGCCCCAGCACCUGGUUAUAUGUGAACUCCCCUCACUACAGCCCCGGCACCUGGUUAUAUGUGAACUCCCCUCACUACAGCCCCAGCACCUGGUUAUAUGUGAACUCCCCUCACUACAGCCCCAGCACAUGGUUAUCUGUGAACUCCCCUCACUACAGCCCCAGCACCUGGUUAUAUGUGAACUCCCCUCACUACAGCCCCAGCACAUGGUUAUAUGUGAACACUACAGCCCACCUUAUAAGAGUUUCACUACCCAAUGUGAACUCCCCUCACUACAGCCCCAGCACCUGGUUAUAUGUGAACUCCCCUCACUACAGCCCCAGCACAUGGUUAUCUGUGAACUCCCCUCACUACAGCCCCAGCACCUGGUUAUCUGUGAACUCCCCUCACUACAGCCCCAGCACCUGGUUAUAUGUGAACUCCCCUCACUACAGCCCCGGCACCUGGUUAUAUGUGAACUCCCCUCACUACAGCCCCAGCACCUGGUUAUAUGUGAACUCCCCUCACUACAGCCCCAGCACAUGGUUAUCUGUGAACUCCCCUCACUACAGCCCCAGCACCUGGUUAUAUGUGAACUCCCCUCACUACAGCCCCAGCACAUGGUUAUAUGUGAACAGCGGUCCACCUUAUAAGAGUUUCACUACCCAAUGUGAACUCCCCUCACUACAGCCCCAGCACCUGGUUAUAUGUGAACUCCCCUCACUACAGCCCCAGCACCUGUUUAUAUGUGAACUCCCCUCACUACAGCCCCAGCACCUGAUUAUAUGUGAACUCCCCUCACUACAGCCCCAGCACCUGAUUAUUUGUGAACUCCCCUCACUACAGCCCCGGCACCUGGUUAUAUGUGAACUCCCCUCACUACAGCCCCAGCACCUGGUUAUAUCCCCUCACUACAGCCCCAGCACCUGGUUAUAUGUGAACUCCCCUCACUACAGCCCCAGCACCUGGUUAUAUGUGAACAGCAGUCCACCUUAUAAGAGUUUCACUACCCAAUGUGAACUCCCCUCACUACAGCCCCAGCACCUGGUUAUAUGUGAACUCCCCUCACUACAGCCCCAGCACCUGAUUAUUUGUGAACAGCAGUUCACCUUAUAAGAGUGAUGGCCUCUAAUAUAUUCAGC
Molecule: messenger RNA, 2459 nt
Organism: Gigantopelta aegis
Lineage: Eukaryota; Metazoa; Mollusca; Gastropoda; Neomphalida; Peltospiridae
Product: proline-rich extensin-like protein EPR1
Exons: 5
Coding region: 1-2433 (810 amino acids)
Source: RefSeq, a predicted model, not a curated record